UCCCGAAGGUUGCCAUGGAGACUGAGGCGGGCUCUGCGGAGGCCCGCAGCGUUGUCAUGGAGAUUAGCGCAAGGCUGGCGCAAGGGGUUCAGCACCACGGAGAGCGGCGCUCGGCUGCUGCAAGGUGGGACCCGCGGAAGUAUCAGCUGCUCAUUGUCAUCGGCGAUGUGGCCACGGAGAGGCAGCUGCAGGCGGUGCGAGAUCACCUGGAGCGGGGUAUUCGCUCGUGGAAUAUAAGUCUUGAUUCCUGUGAUCUCAAUCUCCAGCUGAAGCUGUUUGCUAUAAGGCAUCUUGCCCAUUUUUCACCAGAUGUAAAAGGACAAAGGACUCUUCAGCACCGCAGCAAUGUCCUUGAGACAGUAGUACUGGUGAACCCCAAUGCAGACAGCAUUGUGCACGAGGUACGCUCCUUGAUAACAGGCUCUUCUGCACACAAACUUUUUAUUCUGAGUGGCCAGAGCUCUGAGCAGGAAAGCGAUUUGAUCCUACAGACUGGGACUUUUACAUAUCAGAGAUUUGAAGAGGUGUUCAGUGAUCCAGAGGUUUGCCAACAACUGAGUAACACCGAUCCUGAAAUCAAGGCUUCUCUAACAGUGUCGUGCUUGGGAGAAGGAGACUGGUGCAAUAUUGGAAGUUCAGGUUUUCAAGAUAUCAUUCAUAUAAAGCUCAACCCUGAUCUUGCCUUGCCAGAGAUGGAUGGUAUUUCAGAGUUUGCAGACUAUGUUUCAGAGACAGUGGAUGUUCCUUCUCCUUUUGAUCUUUUGGAACCACCAAACUCUGGUGGCUUCUUGAAGUUGUCCAAGCCAUGUUGUUAUAUAUUUCCUGGUGGAAGAGGAGACUCUGCACUUUUUGCCGUUAACGGAUUUAACAUCUUAGUGGAUGGAGGUUCUGAAAGAAAAUCUUGCUUUUGGAAACUUGUGAGACACUUGGAUCGCAUAGACUCUAUAUUACUAACACACAUUGGAGCAGAUAAUUUGCCUGGAAUAAAUGGACUUCUUCAGAGAAAGAUUGCAGAACAAGAUGAAGAGCAGUCUCAGGGUUCUACUACGUAUAGUGACUGGAUGAAGAAUCAAAUUUCUCCAGAACUUGGAGUUGUAUUUUUUAAUGUUCCUGACAAACUGAAAAUGCCUGAAUCUAGCACGAAGGUUAAAAGAAGUAUUGAAGAGGCUUGUUUGACAAUGCAGUACCUAAAUAAGCUUGGUAUGAAACCAGAACCUUUGUACAGGAUAGUGAGCAACACUAUUGAGCCUAUAACAUUGUUCCAUAAAAUGGGAGUUGGCAGAUUAGAUAUGUACAUUCUAAACCCUGUAAAAGAUAGUAAGGAGAUGCAGUUUUUAAUGCAAAAAUGGGCUGGUAAUAGCAAAGCAAAGACUGGUAUUAUAUUGGCAAAUGGAAAAGAAGGUGAAAUCUCGGUUCCAUAUUUGACAUCCAUUACAGCCCUUGUAGUUUGGUUACCAGCAAGUCCCACUGAAAAAAUUGUCCGUGUUCUAUUUCCAGGAAAUGCUCCACAAAAUAAAAUUUUAGAAGGUCUAGAAAAGGUGAAGCAUCUAGAUUUCUUGAGAUACCCAGUAGCAACCCAAAAAGAUAUUACUGCUGGUAUUCCAACAACUGCUAAGCACACUAAAAUCAAACAAAGGGUAGAUAGCAAGGAAAGCCUUAAAUCCACCCCACGACCAAGCACAGGAAAACUUAACAAAAAGGAGGAUAUAUCAGAAGAGCUUGCAAAGGAAAUUAAAACUAUACCAGCCAAGGAGACAAAGCUCGAGAAAAAAACAUCAAAAGAGUAUACAGAUAAGCCUACGGAAAAAGUUUUAAAGUUUGAAAAAGUAAAAACAGAGACAAGUGAAUCUGUAAAGGCAGAAAAGAGAAAGCUUUUAAAAGAGAAAACUGGGAAAAAAUACUCAAAGGACAAAUUUUCAAAACUGGAGGAAAAAAAGGAUAAAGAGAAAAAGGAAAUUAAGAAGGAGAAAACAGAUGCAAAGAAAGAUAUCUUAAAAAAAGAGGACAAAAAGGAUACAAAAAAAGAGGAGAAGAAGAAAGAACUUAAGCCAGAUGUUAAAAAGAUGCUGAAACCUGAUUUAAGACCAUUUACUCCAGAAGUGAGAAAGACACUACACAAAGCAAAACUACCAAGCAAAAUCAGAACAGAGAAAAUAAAGAGCAAACCAGAGAAAGAAACAAUGACAUCAGAACAAAAAUCAAAACAGCUGCAACUAAUACAGAAACAACAACAGUUGACUCCUAUGGCAGAACAAAGGUCAGCUAUGUCAUCUCCUGAAGAUCUAACCAAAGAUUUUGAGGAACUUAAGUAUGAGGACAAACUAGAUCAAAUACAAUAUGGAGAUGAAGAUAAAAAUAUUUCAGAAAUUGAGAUUGCUGAACAAAGACAUUUGGAUGUACUGGUGGUACAAAGUCAGUUUAAAGAAGACAUAUCAUUGAAUGAAACAACAUCAGAUAAGAAGACUCCACUUGAGUCCCCUGAUGAGGGUAUAACCACAACAGAUAUGGAAGGAGAGUCACCUCAUGAAGAAAAAAUGGUAUAUCAAGCAGAUGAGACAAUGGAAAUGGUUGAUGAAGGUGCAGCAAUGGAGGAACCCACAGACAUUAAUGAAUAUGAGGAAGAGGGCAUACCAGAAAAAGUGUCUGAAACUAUCCCAGCUAUUGAAAAGCCUGCAUUGGAUAGAAACAGAUUAGAGUCAAUGCCAACAUUGGACAUUCAAGAUCUGGAAGAUAAAGAGAAUGAGGUGGACGAGAAAGGAAUCUUAGAUAGAAAACAGAAAGAGGAGAUAACAGAACCACGUGAUGAAUAUUUUGGUAGCACAGUGGCAGAAGAAGAAAAAGAAGGAGAAAAAUGUCUUGAGGUAGUAGAAAAAGCAGAAGUGGAAGAUAUGGAAGAAUAUGUUGAAGAAAUUGGGGAGGAACUGAAAUCUAAAGAUGAUGGGGAAGUGGAAUGCUUAAAUGAACAGGAAGAAAACAUUUCACCUAAUUCUAACAUUCAUAUAAUUAAUCAAGAGACGGACUUGGUUUCAAAGAACUAUGGAAAUAUAAUUUCAAAGGACACUCCAUGCUUGUCUGGUGCUGUAACAUCAGGUACUACAGCAGAUCACAUUUCCUACAUACAGGAUGAAACAAUGCCUGGGUAUUCUGAGACAGAGCAGACUAUUUCUGAUGAAGAAAUACAUGAUGAACAGGAAGAAAGGAUACCUCACCUGCAAUAUGAUGUGGGUAGUUAUGAUAUUUCAGUCCCUGAUCAUCCUGGAUCCUUUGAAGCUGUACAUGGCAUUAAAGCGAUUUCAUCCUGUGAAAUAACAGCAAAGGGGUAUGAACUGCAAGAACCUGAAAUUGUGGUUUAUCCUACAAAUAUUGUUGCAGCUCCUCUUGCAGAAGAGGAGCAUAUAUCCUCAGCCACAUCGAUAACAGAAUGUGAUAAACUUUCCUCUUUUGCUACUUCUGUUGCAGAAGACCAGUCUGUUGCAUCUAUCACAGCUCUAAAAACAGAAGAAACCGGAAAAAGCUCUUUAUUAUUAGACACUGGCAACGCCAUUCCCUCUUCUCAUACUGAAGCAACUCAAGGUAUAGAGUACCUGCCAUCUGCAGGCACUAUUUCUCCAACAUCUUCUUUAGAAGAGGAUAAAUGCUUCAAAUCACCACCUUCAGAAGAUUUUCAGUCACUGUUACCUGCAGAAAAAUACCAAAUCCGCGAUCAAUACUCUGCAGAGGAAGUAGAAGAAACUCAUCAUUUUGAGAUGACAACUGAAACACAGCAUUACAGUUCACUAUUAUGUGAAGAGAAAGACAGUGAGAUUUCAUACACAUUUAGCACAGACAUAAACAAAACUCCAACACUAAUUUCUGAUGAAUCAAAACACUUUAUACAGGUAGAUUCCAGCUUUGUUGAUGGUGAAGAGAGAUGUUUAAGCCCUGAUGACAGUACUGUGAAGAUGGCAUCACCUACUCAGUCAGGUCCUACUAGCACAGGUCAUACUCCUUUUCACCAGUCUCCUGUGGAGGACAGGUAUGAAUCAACCCAAGCAGAGUUAUUUAAAGCUGCUGACAUUCUAUCACAUGAAACAGAAGUAAAUAUUGUCUCUAAAUCUGAUUAUGACAAAUCUCCAGAAAAUGCAGACCACCACUCUAGUGAAAUAAUCCAAAAAGGAGAUCCAGCUGAGUCAAUAAAUGACAUUUCUGAGGCAGGAGUUAUCCUUCAAGCAAAAACCCCAUUAUUAAUGGGCAAUAUAAAGGAAGAUUAUUUGGAAAAGGACUCAGUCAUGACCAAAGAUAUUGCUAUUUCUGAAGAAGCUGAUAUACUGCAGCAAACAAAUGACCCUUUUUCUGAGAAUGCAACAUUUGGUAAGUCAGAAGAUACAACCUACUCUGUUGGAACAUAUAUACAGUUUGAACAAUCACCAGAAGGCCUUACUGACAGUUUUCCCUCAGAACCCAUUAAGAUACAGAAAAAAACAGAGAUGGAUCUAUUUCAGUCAGUGUUUACCAAAGAAUUGCCUUGUGAAGAUGCUAAAUUGUCUUCUUAUUUGGAGCAGAGUCCUAUAAAAUAUGAAACCACAACAGACAGCCCCAGCCCAGAUAUUUUACUGGGAGACACCAAAUCGUUGUCUUUCACAGAACAAGGAAAAGAGGACGAUACAUCUCUACAAAUGUCUCUGAUUGAACAAAGUCCCAUCAUAAACGAAACAUGUUCAAUAAUGCCAGCAAAAGAUGAAUUUUUGGAAAAUGAAAAAUCACUGGACUUAAUAAAGCAAACAAAAGAUUACAAAUGCUCAUUUGAUGAUCUGUCGCCAGGAUAUGUGGAUCCUUUACAGUCUGUAGACGAAGGCCUGACUCAAGAUAAAAAACAUUUAGAAAACUAUGAAAAGCAGUCUCUGGGUGAAACACAGUCUCUGGAUCAUGCUCAGACUUUGUUUUCUACAGAAUCUGGUAUUCAGAAAGAUAUAUCACCAGAACCCAUUCCGGCAGUAUAUCCAACAGAUACUAUGGAUUCUGAUUUAAAAGAACAAAUCCACCAAAAGGAAGACAAGUUUUUGGCCCUGUCCUCUUCUAGCCCAGAUGAUUCAGAAUCUCUUUCUUUAGCUGACCAGAAAUCUCCACCAGGGAUUGGAGAUAAUAGUCAUUCAUUAACACCUUCAGGAAUCGAAGAACAGUCAACUGACGUAGAAAAUGUUUAUAUGAAGCAGAUGUCACCUGAAAAAAGAGUUUGGUUUACAGAGAAGAAUGAAGACAUUGACAGAGGAAGGAAAGAAAGUAUGCUACAUUAUACAGAACAUGGAGAGUGUACUUUUCUUGAUGAGGCACAUGACUGGAAUAGAGAAUCAACCUUGAGAUCUGAUUUCUCAGAUCAGUCAACUCCUGAAACAGAAGAUACAAAUAUUCAAGUAACAGAAUACAUACAUUUCCACAAAGACACUGAAUAUUCAAAAGAAUCAAUGGACAUAUCUGCUGACAUUCUUAGUGAAAAACCCAAAACAUUAUGUCAAGACAUAGUUUUACCCACAGAUAUAGUUUAUGGUUCAGAAGAAACAGAAAAGAAAUCCUAUGUUGACACAUCGUCACCCCCUGAAAUUUCUUCUGGCAAGCUACCGACAGGCAGUGUUUCUGUAUUUAAUGAAGGCUUCUGUCUAGAGAGCUCACUUUCAAAAGCAUCAUUUGAAGAAGAGGAAAUUAAAAAAUCAAUCACUGAAGAAACACAAAAUUUAGCAGAUGAACAUGUAUACUCUUAUGACAAACCUAUGCAUGAUAUAACAGAUCUCACUAGGGAAAUUAGUACCAGUGAUAAAAAUGCUGACAUGCAGACAGGAAUGCAAACAGUGACAUUUUUGCAUAAAUAUAAUGAUUCUUUAGAAGCAGGUGUACAUAUUUUGACAAAGGAAGAAACUUGCACCUCUUCCUCACAUGAACAGACUGAAGUUGUUUUUACUAUUGAUAAAGAAAUUAAACAUGAGCUCUAUAAAUCAUCUACAAAGGAAACAGAACGAGAAUAUGUUGAAACUUCCUAUACAGAAAGUAGUUCCUUAUCUGGCUUCAACGCUGCCACUCAUCUGGAUGAUGUAACAGAAAUCAUUUGUCCAAAACAAGACAAAAAAUCCUCUCCAACUUCAUUAAGCUACCCUGAAGAGACUAGUGGCAAAGAAUCACACAGCCCUUGUCAGCUAUACCCUCAAGAAAAGGACUUUUAUGGGUCUUCAAAAAAGAGUGCAGCAGAAGAAAGAGAGCCAACUCCUUACCCAGGUGACAAAACAUUUCAAUAUGCUGAUAUUUAUGAAAAAAUUGUUUCUGGAGUUAGCCAUACUGAGAACAUUAUAGAAGAGGUAGAACCAUUUAGUGCUGGCUACCUAGAAAAGGAAAACAGAGCUAUAUCAGCUUUAGAUACACAGGAAGUUCAGGCUACUAAUAAAGGACUACAUCAUCAAAUGUAUUCAAAAGAAGAAGAAUCACAGCUGAAGUUCUCAAAGGAAAAGGAACUCUCUUCGCCUGUAUCUCCAAAAGAUAUGGGUAGCAUCACCACAUUUGAAUACACAGAAAUGGAGAAAACUAUUUCUGUAGAUAAAGAAAAGGCUACCGAUAAAACAAAUAUUUUCGAUUUGCAAGAAAUUCAAAGUACACAGAGUGGAAUUAUUUCCCAAACCCAUGAAACUGAAGAAGAAAGCCAGUGUGUGGCAUCAUCAUACCACAGUCCAGAUCCAACAUCAAAAUCUCCAGUGGAGCAUGAUUUCCAUGAGCCAUCAACGUCCUACCUUCAUGCAUCACAUCAAGAUGAUAACAUCAGUUCAGCCAAUCUAGACAGUGACAUGAAAGAAGGGAAACGUUUUACUAAAGAUACCUAUUAUGAGAAAACUGAGAUAGAGGAAGAAAGUGCAAGUGACUCCGAAUUAGAAAAAGGUGCAAAGGAAAAAUCGGAGAAGGAAAUAUCUACUGAUAUGAAGACAUUUGAUGAGAAAGAAAUACAUGCUAAUAUUAUAGAAAAAGAGAAUUCCAAAGUAUCCGAUUGCAUAUUACAUUCACAGCAAGAUUAUCCCGGUUUUAAUUCAAACGUUCAUGACCAAAGCAGCACUUCACAAAUUAGCGGUGAAGUAUCUGUAGGGUAUUCCACUUUUGACAAUACAGAGUAUAAUAUCCAUGAAAAUGAACAAAAUAAAAUAGUUGGCGAUAUGGACUAUACAUAUUGCCCAUUUAGUGCACACAUGGAUUCUCCAGAUGAUACAGAUGAACAUCACUUGCAUACAGAUCACCAGGAAUCACAAAGCUUUUCACAUACAGAAGAUACAUUUUUAGAAAGCUGCAUUCCUGGUCAAAGUGACAAGGGAUCAAAUGAAUUAGAAACUGAGCUUCCAGCACCAAAAUGGGAAUAUUUAUCUGAGGCAGCAUUUUCCGAAAAGGAAACCGACAAUUUAGCAUCUUCUGCUUUAGUGGAGCAUUGCUUUGAAUCAUUGCCCUUCACUGGUAUCAACAAAUUAGGCACAGAUUGUAUGACUACAUCAGAUUUAGAAACAGGGCAACAUGAUGAAUACCUACAAGUUUCUGAAAGGGCUUGUGAACUGGACUCCUCUCAGGACAAACCCUUGAGUUCAUCUGAUCACUCACCACUAAGUCUGAUUGAUGAGAAACUUUCAUUACCUAAAAUUCCUUAUGAACAAUAUUCUGAUCUAGAUGCUCAAAAAGAGGAAUCUCUGAGUAUUUCGGCAUCAUCUUCUGAGGCUAGCACACCUAUUCAAAAGGAUAUUGCUGAAGGUUUGUAUUCACAUAUGGUUAGUUCUUACACAACAGACACAGAAGCAACUGUCAGAAGUCUGUGGGAUGUAUCUCCCCUUGUUCCUGCUGAUUCCCCCAAACCCUGUUUGGCAGAAGAAAAAGAUUCCGCAGGAGAUCACAAUUCUGCUUGUUCAUAUGAUAAGGAUGAUAAUACAUUGCCAUGCAGAAUAGAAUGUAAGAAACCAGCUUGCAUGAUGAAGUCUAGUAUGAGUAAUGAAAUAAGCAGUGAUGAAACAAAUUCAGUGACAAUGCCAACAUACUCUAGUCUUGUGCCACCCUGUCAACAAGAAGAGAUGUCCACAGCAAAUGGUCCCACAGAAGUUAACACCAGCCCAGAGUUUUUUCAAAACAUCCAAUAUAAAGUAGGUGAGAGUGUUUCAGCAGGAGUAAUAAAAGAAGAAAAAACCUCACCAGAUUCUGACAGAGAUUCAUCCCCUUGCUCUGAGGAAGAUACAGAGAAACCAAACCGACCAUCUUCUCUUAUGUCCCCAGAACAUACAUUUGUGUCUUACUAUCCAGACUCACAAAAGUCUGAGAGAACAGAAGAUCAUGGUGAUGCCUCUUAUGAGUUUGAGCCCCGGUUAGGAUCAUCAAGUGAAUAUGAGCACAUGUUGUCAUCAUCUGAAUAUUUACACAAGAAAGGAGAACUUUCUCCUUCUUUCAUCAACCCAAGUCCUCUUGACUUUUCAGAUGACAGUGAUCUCUCACAAGAUGAAGGCCAUCCUUCAGUUAAAGGUAGGACACAUCAUGCAAAUGCAAAUGUAUGCCAUAUUCAAGGCACAACAGCUGAUGAAACACCACCUACAUCUGACUCAGGAACCUCUCAGUCCGAUUCUGAUGUUCCACCAGAAACUGAAGAGUGUCCCUCCAUAACUGCUGAUGCCGCAAUGGAUUCGGAUGAAGAUGCAGAUUUUCUUCCAGUGGAUAAAGCAAUGGGGAAUUCACACCACAGCAAUACAAGGCAAAGUCAUGAUCCUCAUCCUGCUCCAAUGAUGGAUCCUCAUCCUCACCCUCCUCAUCCGGAUGUUUGCAUGGUAGACCCAGAAGUGUUAGUUAAUGAAUUAAACCUCAGCAAAGGUGAAAAGGUGCUCAAAAAAGAUCUCAAAGAGAAAAACAAAGGGGUCAGAAAACCAUUAACAAAAGUCAAAUCUACUUCUCCUGCUAGGAAAGCAGACUAUAAACAUCCCUCAACACUCUCUAAACAAACAUCCAGGGACCCAACUGAUAAAUCUAAAAAAACUACAACUAUAAGGAAAGACAAGGAUACUACUGAGAAAUUGCAGAAACCAAGAAGUCCAUUGCAGACACAUUUUUCUAGAGGGGAAGAAAAAGAAGAGGUCUCUAAAGGCAGUAAUACUAACAAGAUGUUUAAUGGCAUCAAGUCAGGUACAGGUCUAAGCGGCUCCAAGGCAAGUUCCACAGUUCCACCUGGGCCACCAGUCUACGUUGACUUGGCGUAUAUUCCUUACCACUGCAGCGAGAAGAACACAGAUUUAGAGUUCUUUAAGAGAGUUCGCUCUGCGUAUUACGUUGUAAGUGGUAAUGAUCCAGGUAACGGAGAGCCCAAUCGAGCUGUGUUGGAUGCACUCCUGGAAGGAAAAUCACAGUGGGGAGAGAAUCUUCAGGUGACUCUAAUACCAACGCAUGAUACAGAGGCGACCAGGGAAUGGUACCAACAAACUCACGAGAAACAGCAAGAGCUUAAUAUUAUGGUCCUGGCAAGCAGUAGCACUGUAGUGAUGCAAGAUGAAUCUUUCCCAGCAUGCAAGAUUGAAUUCUGAGCUUGAUAACUGCCAAUCAUGUAUCUCAAUGUCCAUCACGUCUAGGUUUGUGUACAUGGGCCGCUCAGCCCCCCGCUAGAACUGGACUGUAGUAAGCAUACGGCCUGCUUUCUCUCUGCAUCGUUCCUUUGACACUCACAUCCAUGUUGGCAGUUUGGAGAAGACAGGCAGUCUUACUUUACAUGUGCUUAUGCUGGAAUUUCAGAGCAUCUGAAUUAUGUUAAAUUUACACAAUUCAUUUUGCAUUGUUUCUAAGGGUAUUUUUUGUGUAACGGUUGAUAUUUAAAGGCAGCACAUCUACGUUUCAGUGUCUUAUGCCCUGCGCUAUUCAGCAGGAAAAUAACACUUUACUGUGGCAUAGGUUAAAUGUAAAAUAUUUGUGUAUUGUUGAUCAACUGCAAAAUAGUAGGCUGCAUAUAGCUGGGUCUCCUCCCAGCCAGACACAAUACUUAGACAGGAAUAUGGGUACCAUGUUUUCUCUCAUGGUUAGUGUGCUUUGAUAUAGAUCACCAGGUAGCUUACUGGUGCUGUAAAUAUAUAGCUUACAUUUUUAACCUGCUAAUGUAAACUUGAACUUGUAGAUCACAGACCGCCGA
Molecule: messenger RNA, 10141 nt
Organism: Xenopus laevis (African clawed frog)
Lineage: Eukaryota; Metazoa; Chordata; Amphibia; Anura; Pipidae
Gene: map1a.S
Product: microtubule associated protein 1A S homeolog
Exons: 7
Coding region: 15-9545 (3176 amino acids)
Biological process (GO): dendrite development; axonogenesis; microtubule cytoskeleton organization
Cellular component (GO): cytosol; synapse; dendrite
Molecular function (GO): actin binding; microtubule binding
Source: RefSeq, a predicted model, not a curated record